AUGAAUUCGGUCGACGGUAGGUCUCAGAAGCGGAUACGAGCGCAGUAUUCCUCCAUUUUCCAAUUGCUUGCGGCCGAGAUCCGCCAUGAGAUUUGGGACCUGGCUAGCCCAUGCACCAUUGAGGAGUAUUGCACCGGAGAUGACAUUAGACACAUCAAGCCGCACCCGUUCUUUUCUACUUGCCGCGAAAGUCGCAGAUCCUACCUCCAUGGUGCUACAUACCUCGAAGCCACUGGACGUCCGAGAGAUGCAGAACUAGCAAACAUAUUAUUUCACUUCGACCGAGACCAUUUCCGUCUAUAUUGUCUCGAGGCAUUUUUAUACACUGUCCACUACAGUCUAGAGUGGCUUCUUAAGUACCUGAGAAAGAUGGUAGUACCGCCUGACAGUUUGCAGGACACAGAAAGGCUCCUAUGCCUGCAUCCCAAAGGAAUGGAAAUCCGAGUCUGUCUUGCUGAUAUUCCAAAUCUUCUGAUCGUCUUCCCGCCCUCUACAUUCCGUCGCGCUUGUACCGUCGACCUCUGUGCCAGGCGGGCGGAUGAAUCUGAUGGGACGUACGAUGGCUUACCCUCCAGUCAAGCGCUUCAGAGAGAGGAGGAGUGGUGCCAGAAAUGUCAAGUUGAGAAGGGAGAGAAGUUUCGAGAUCUUUGUCCAUCAUGCCUCUAG
This is a messenger RNA of Fusarium mangiferae, 666 nucleotides long. RefSeq lists its product as uncharacterized. NCBI's taxonomy places the organism in Eukaryota, Fungi, Ascomycota, Sordariomycetes, Hypocreales, Nectriaceae. The coding region runs from base 1 to 666 and encodes 221 amino acids. The record is from RefSeq and is a predicted model, not a curated record. The transcript has a single exon.